Messenger RNA from Truncatella angustata, 396 nucleotides. RefSeq lists its product as uncharacterized. The record is from RefSeq and is a predicted model, not a curated record. NCBI's taxonomy places the organism in Eukaryota, Fungi, Ascomycota, Sordariomycetes, Amphisphaeriales, Sporocadaceae. The coding region runs from base 1 to 396 and encodes 131 amino acids. The transcript is spliced from 2 exons.
AUGAACAACCCGACAUACUACGCUAGACGAUACAGAACUCUGUACUCGCCCGACGCACUCAACUUUGCGACGCGCCAGCCGCGACCUGCAUUAGCCGCGGUCUACUCGCCUGCUCCUACAGGGAUCCAUUGCGGGCUACCCAAAGCCGUUUCUUCAGCAAGGAAUCCCCGAGUGUUGUUGACACUUCUGCUUCCAAUUGCCCUGGCAACUGGUGCAGUUACACUCCUCGAAGGUCGCCUGAACUCAACUCAGGGCUUGGCACACGAGCGCAUCGUCGAUCAAGCCCCCGGUGCCCAGGAGGUGAAAAGAAAAAGAUUGCUCGACGCAUAUGGUGACCGGGAAAGCUUGGAGAGACUUGCGGAAGUAACUGCGAUUUACGAAGCCACCACCUAUUAA